Molecule: messenger RNA, 600 nt
Organism: Aspergillus lentulus
Lineage: Eukaryota; Fungi; Ascomycota; Eurotiomycetes; Eurotiales; Aspergillaceae
Source: RefSeq, a predicted model, not a curated record
AUGGGCUCCUCCGCAUCCAAACCGGCGCGGUCAGCUGCCAGCACCGUCUCACGACGCCAAUAUCCCAAACAGCCCUCCGCAGCGUCCAGGACGGCGCCACAAGUUCCUCCGCGAGAACCAAACCUCUCACAGCCACUCCAAGCUCAAUCGCAAGCUCCAUCACUCCCGAAGGAACAAGCUUCCACAACAAAAUCAGCGGUCAUCGAUCUCGACGGCCGCGACCCCGACUUCGCCGCUUCCCUCCGCUCCAUCGGCCCCGUCGUCCCCAACCCUACCUUCUCGCGUACGAGCACCUUUAACCCCGGUCCUACCCAACGACAAAACCCAAACCAGCCCGUCUUUCCGACAGCGGCGAAUCCGGCGCUCUUGGUGCUGACUGCGCGGCAGACGGCUGCUAAGGCUGCGCAGGAGGAGUCGGAGCAGAUUGGGCGGCCGGGGUUUGCGGGGCGGGAGUUUGUGGAUACGUGGACGAUUAGACAGGCGUUGACGAUGCGGGAUCGGCAGGGUUUGAGUCUGGGGGAGAUUGAGGGGAUGUUGAGGUUGAAGAAGGGGGUUUUGGGGCGGUUGGGGGCGAAGGGUGUUGUAGGGGAAGUUGGUUGA